Fusarium odoratissimum NRRL 54006 is the source of this 4454-nucleotide messenger RNA. RefSeq lists its product as uncharacterized. The record is from RefSeq and is a predicted model, not a curated record. Lineage: Eukaryota; Fungi; Ascomycota; Sordariomycetes; Hypocreales; Nectriaceae. The transcript has a single exon. Bases 2654 to 2968 code for a protein of 104 amino acids.
CAUGAUAUCUAGGCCGAUUGCUACCCUAUACGAAGUGGUGUGCCUAAUGGGCAAAACGUUAUCGUAUUCUUGUUAAUGUACUGCGCCUUGUUCGGCUGCUCGGAUGGCGGAAACAAUCGUAUGAAUGCAAUACGACCACACACACUUGGGAUGAUUUCCAGGUGCUGAAACGUGUGCGUGUACCUGCAGGUACAGUUUGUACCUUGCAUUUUUGCGAUAGGUUCACCACCAUCUCUUGACGUUAGUGAUAGUCACGAUCACCAUCGCCUCCGACCGCCAUUCAGCGACGAGCAGAUACCUUCAAUGACAUUCAUGUAAAUAUCAAAUUGUCAUUGGCCACAACCCCUCCUCUAUAACCCCCUGGUGUUUGAACGGCUUGCCUCUAUCUUGAUUUCGGUCCUUCCCCAUUGAUCAUCAAUAUCAUCAUCAUCGACCCGAUGUACGGCCACAUUCGCCUUUCUCGACAUCAUCUUAUCACGAUUAUAACUCAUAUGUUCGUGACGAUCUCCUGACGAUCACCAACUAAUGAAGAAAUGUCUCGGUUGAAUUUGAGGUCAAUCGAUAGAGCCUGAUCCUCCAAUUGACACUCAGGACGAUCAGUCCAACGCGGGGACCGGUGUGGCGCUCUGGCCCCUGCAGAGCUGCGCUACCUUUACAAUCGUGAGCUAAAGCAGCACCAUUUGAAGCUUUAUUCAUUGACUACGCGUCUUCCCGCUCGAUAGCUGCCUCUCUGGCGUGUCUCUUAGCAGCUUUAGCUAACCUUAGCCUUGGCCUUGUGCUGUGAUAUCUUGGCCUCGUCAGCCAAUGUGAUGAUACCUCAGCCACUCAUUGGGAUGCUAGGCUGUGAGGAGACGAGGCUCGAGCGUCGAGUCCCCUCGAUCGACGAUGAGAUGAACUGUCAAUUGAGGGGAUCACGCAGUGCGAUUAAGACGGGACAAUUUGAAACCCAUGAUAGUAAUUAGAAAUACAAGUACAUGGCAAGGUAAGUACUGCGAUACUGACGAUGGCCAGGCUAAGCCUUGUUUAACGGAUCAAGCUUAGACUUGGAAAUUGUGAGAUGCAGGGGCAUUGUGUCAACGUGACCCGAUGCAAGGGAUGAUUUGAAGCAAUUGACUGAUGGCAGACCGCCAAAUGAAGAUAUUCUGUGCCUUGGUACCGCCUUGUAUCGAUUGUCUGUCCAAAUGCGUGUUGCGGUAGGGUACAGAUUGCACCUACUAGUGCUUGCAGUGCGUGAUAUAUGCACCUCACAAAACUGACUUACAUAUGCAAGUCUCAUAGCUGCAAGCCUUGUAGUUUCGAGUCUCUUGUUCGAUGUUGUCAAUUUUGAGGCAUCUCCUUCUCGCAUUGUCCACCCGUUUCAAGCCUGUGAAACAUCUCACCCUCCAAUAACCUAGAAUCAAGAUCGAACUUCCAUAGACUCAUCGAUGCUUUGUCAGUCUGACGUUAGAUGUCCUCACUUCAGUCUCGAUCUCUAUCUGACAACUUGUCUCUGAUAUCCCUUUGACCAUUCGACUGGGUCAAACAGUGACGUUACGGCUCGUCCCUGCAGCCUCAAACCUGCUAAUUCCCGGACCCUCCGAUCGAAACAAUUGGGGAGCCGGGCGGAUUUCACUCAACGCGAUACGGAACUAGAGACAGAUAACGCGAUCUCAUUCCCAAACGCCAAAACGCCUUUGAUGCCAUUUACAUAUGGUACAUUGUCCUCCUUGGCGACCCUUGCUUCCCGGUGUUUCAGAAACAACCGCGACACUGAGGGCAGGAAGAUGUAAUGACGUCGAUGCGGUCGUGAUCGUGGUCUUUUGCAACCUUCACAGGAGGUCGAUCUUGAUGGCAUCGGCGAUUUUCUCAAGUUCGUGAUAGCUUUCCAUACACGCAAAGCAAGGGAGCAUGUACAGCCUCAUUUACAACACGCCAUCAUUCUCACCAGGAAGUCUCUUCACACGCUUCUGUUCCCAAUCGUCAAGGUCCUUGCCAGCAAGUCUCUGUUUCCAAGAAUUAGUAAAUUGCACAUCUCAAGCAACAUUCUUCCUCCUGUUCCAAGACUAAGACGUACGUAGUACUCCUCCUUCAUGUCCACCUUCCUUGCAGACCGGCGCACAUUGAGUUCCUCGUCCUUGGUCAUCUGGCGCACCUUGCGGUCGUAGCGUUCGUAGCGGACAGCAGUGGCCGGGGUGAGGACGAAGGAACCAGCGACAAUGACGGCCAUGAAGGGCAGGCCAAACAUGAGGAAGGGAUGUUUGUUCAUGAGGGUGCGGUACCGCAUGCCGAUGCUGUUCAUGUCGGCCGCGGACCGGAACUUUUUGCUCUGAAACGCCGGCAUCGUGGGUCAAUUGUCGGUCGGUAGGGCUAACGAAAUCAGUGUAGGAUAUCGGAAGCUCCGUGAGCCACUUCGGACGCGAAAGGUCGUAACGUUUGUUGGUGAGCAGACAAAACGAGUUCGGGCUGUUGUGGAGAGGUAAUUGCGAGUAAUGCCUGACUGAAAGCACGGUUAAUACACGCCGGGUAUGGUCUGGUCUAACUUGAAGUGUGGAGAGACGAGAAUUGGCCAAAAGGAAGAGUUUGAUUUGAUUCACGAGGUCUGAGGUCAACUCCGACAAGAUGAACUGACUUCAUCGCCGAAGUCCCACUUUUACCGCUCCGAGCGAUCUAGUCUAUGGCCUGUGCGCGUUUACUUUUUCCCGGACCGACGCCAGCAUGGAGAUUUCCGACUGCCGGACCUCGAAUUUCAGGGUCCAGACUCCACUCUCAAUGCUGGAGACGAGACGAACGGCUCUUGACUAAUAACAAAGGAUUUAUCACAUCUGAAGGAUGUCUACCAACACAGACCACUUGUUAUUUGCCACUAGCUACGAUAAAAUUUCCUUUCAGCCUCAUGUUGACCGAAAUUGAGGGUCUAGAUGUCCUCAUGUAUCGUCUUGUACCACACCAAAAGGACGUGUACGGCGCCCAAGCUGUUGAGACCGGGUAACUCCAUGUUGCCUGGAAAUAAGAUGACUCACUUGUGCUAUUGGACCCCGAAUUCUGCCUGGCAUAUCCUGGAGAGUCAGUGACACUUCAACGGGCUUGGACUCGUGCGACCGCCCUGGGAACGCCUUCACGGCGCCCAAUGUCAAGCACAUGCGCCCGUGCUUCUUGGUCUAGACACUCAGGUCUUUAAAUUUCUUCCAGAAUCUGUUCCGUGCUUCUUCUAGUCAGGAACGGAACGGGCGGUUGCAAACUUUUCUUUCUCAAAGCCUGAACCCUGUUUGUUGAUGAAUGAAAAGCAACGGCGUUGAAAUUUAGACUGCCUAGACUUUAGCUCGAAUAUUUCGGACAUUUGGUUGAGUGGCUAAUGCCUUAACGGGUCUAUUGACCGUUGAAAGUGGCUGCGUCAAUCAACCAAGGGUCUUUUCUUAUUACCGUCUUGGUGCCACGUUACAUAUCGUUCAAUAACGAGGUUGAGUUACCGAACAUGGCCGAGGAAGACACGCGUAUGCUCCUGUUGUAGUAAGCCGUGAUUAGCAAUGCAAAAUUAUGAGAAGUGAACACUGUCAGAUAGUUAGAGACCAUAGUUUAUUGAACGAUACUGGCUUUUGUUCUGGUAUUGAAAGCACUAACAUAGAUACUCCCUAGGAGCAUUGAGCGGGAUACCUGAAGUGAAGGGAGGGUCGAGGGAGAGAAACAACUUUGGGGCGCUUGAAGGCCCAAGACGCCACUUGGAUGUUAACCUGUCUCUUCAUGGCGCAAGAACUGUUUGAUCAUCUUUUGCAUAUCUUUUCGGGGAUACAUGGCGAGCGGAUGGCCUCCUUCAGCCUGGCAACCCGGAUGAGUGUCACUCAAUUCUGUUUCACAACCCCUAGGGUAAUGCACAAGACAUCGCACAAGGUGUGACUUCUUCCGGCUGGAUUGACCUUUAUAUCAUCUCGGCUUUGUCAUCAGCCCUUUUGCUGAGCUUUGUGAAGAUAACUGGUUAUUCGCGGGCAUGGGCAAACUUCCGGCCGAGCACAAUCUUGCGAAGAAAGACAUUUGAGCCCGAACCAAUCCGUAGGGCAUUGCUAAGAAGAGAAUCUAUCUGGAAUAGGCUGUGACGAGUUGCAACUCCAGAGCAUCGAGUACCCCUUCGUGCUCUUGUAGUCCUCUGUGCCCAACUUGAAGAUUAUUCUUUUCCAAUAAGACCUUCGAAUGUCCAUGGUCGAAAUGUUCAUGACCUCGAGGUACAGGAAAGGUCCACAAACCCCCAGCCUCCAACUGACAUAGCUUCAGACGGCACACUGAGGCCAAACAAGCACAGGAAAGACAUUUGUAAAUGGGGUUGUGAACCAUUGAUAGUGUUACAUCUUUUCAGUGCAGAAAUUCAGCAACUAGCUCCCAAUUAAUACGCUUUAAGUUCCUUAUUAUAUAGUUACCUCACUCAUAAGAUUCCAGUAUUACUCCUUGUUUCGAGGACUGGAAACUGGUUCAAAUGAUCACGUAUG